AUGGCAACGUCGCUAAAAACAUGGAAAAGGGUUUUGGCGCGACAUACCAACACUCUCUUGCAACUCUUAACCCAGUAUACGCCUUUGGGAGAUGAGACAAUGCUCAGUGAUGAAUCACUUGGCAGUGAUGCGCUCACCCAAAUAAAAAAGGCUGAAAUACAAAUAAAACCAACACAAGUUGCGCUUGAAAAGGCGCUUUAUGCCUUUACUGAAGCAGUCGAUAACCUUGAAAAUCCCCUCACAGACGAGGAGGAUAAGAAAGUCUCCGAGUACAUGGACAAAGCUCAAGAAACUAUUUCCGAAACAGAAAGCCUACUUACAAGAAUGGAGAUAAGUAAACAAUUGAUUUCAGCUCAUGGCCACACCAAUCCUCAAGGAUCCAGAGCAGUGCCAAAAACUGUAGCUAAUGCAAAUCUGGCGGCAAGAUUUGAACUUCCAAAAAUACCAAUACCAGAAUUUACUGGUAAAAGUUGGCAAUGGGAUAAUUUUUGGGAGCUUUUCAACGCAACAGUGCAUUCGUCACCAAUUCCAGAUCUGCAGAAAUUCAAUUAUCUCCUUAGAGCAUUGAAGGGGGAAGCCAAAGAAUCUAUUGCACGGUUUCAAGUCACCUCUUCUAAUUAUGCUCUAGCAGUAGCUUACUUACAAGAAAAAUAUGGUAACGUGCAGAUCAUAGUAACGAGUCUGCAUCAGAAAUUAGAGCAAUGGUGCGCUAAAAGCUCCAUGCUCAAAGAUCAAAGAAAAUUGUACGAUCAACUCUCCGUAAUCACAGCUCAACUUGAGAGGAAAGGCGAAUCUCUCGACAGCCCAUGGCUCUUAUCGAAAAUUCUUUCCAAAUUUACGGAGACAAUACAAAGGAGAGCUCUCAAUGAGAAAGUGUCUCUACCUAGAGGGGAGACAUGGACUCUUAACAAGCUCAUGACAUCCCUCGAUGUGAUCCUAAAACAAGAAGAAAAAAAUUGA
Molecule: messenger RNA, 960 nt
Organism: Necator americanus (New World hookworm)
Lineage: Eukaryota; Metazoa; Nematoda; Chromadorea; Rhabditida; Ancylostomatidae
Exons: 1
Coding region: 1-960 (319 amino acids)
Source: RefSeq, a predicted model, not a curated record